Messenger RNA from Lodderomyces margitis, 1575 nucleotides. RefSeq lists its product as uncharacterized. The transcript has a single exon. Gene Ontology annotation, molecular function: Hsp70 protein binding. Gene Ontology annotation, cellular component: cytoplasm; cytosol; nucleus. Gene Ontology annotation, biological process: protein refolding. The record is from RefSeq and is a predicted model, not a curated record. NCBI's taxonomy places the organism in Eukaryota, Fungi, Ascomycota, Pichiomycetes, Serinales, Debaryomycetaceae. The coding region runs from base 1 to 1575 and encodes 524 amino acids.
AUGGUAAGGGAAACAUACUUGUACGACACUCUAUCAGUCACGUCUAAUGCAACUAUUGAGGAGAUUUCGCGGGCAUACAAGAAGCUAGCCUUGAGAUACCACCCUGACAAGACAAAUCAUGAUCCUCAGAUGACUGAGAAAUUCAAAGAAAUGACAAGAGCUUAUGAAGUGCUUAAAGAUUCCAACCAACGAUCCAUUUAUGAUAGAUAUGGUGAAGAAGGACUAGAUCUGGUUGUCACGACUGAUACACUGCCACAACUGGGAUACAGUGGUUCAACGUUUCUGUCACCACAAUAUCACCAAUUCUACACAGCAUCAUCAACAUCGAGAAACAACAGUGGUGGCGGUGCCAGUAGCAGCAGGCGCAAUUUUCAACACCCAUUUGCCAACGACAUGUUUUCUCAAGUGUUUGAAGAUAUAAAUUCAAUGUUUUCCAAUUCUAAUUCAUUUUUUGCAUCACACUCAUCAUCCACUUCAUCCCCAUUUGAUAAUAUACAUCGUGGUGCAAGUUUUCAACAACAACUGCUGCAACUGCAGCAGCAACAACAACAACAACAACCGAUGAAAAAAGUAGUUAAACCUUAUGGAGAACCACUACAUGAGCAACUAAUCAGAGGUGAUGAUAUACACCAUAGAUGUGAAGUAACGCUACAUGACCUAAUGUAUGGAAAAGUAAUCAAAUUAUCACUUCCCAAAGUCACCAAGUGUCUACAUUGCGAUGGAUCUGGAGGUUUAAAUGUCAAAACUUGUAAAACGUGCCUCGGUCUGGGAAGAGUCAUGGUUAUCCAAUAUAACCAAUUUGCUCAAUACAAGCAAACCAGUUCAUGUGCAUCUUGUCAAGGCACAGGUACAUGUAUGAAACCAGAAGAUAAAUGUACUUAUUGUGAUGGAGGUUUUAUUGAAGCCACGAAAAUAAUUCAAGUUUAUGUACCACCUGGAGCUAGAUCGGGUGAUGUCAUUAUAAUCAAAGGAGAGGCAGACGAGGGUAAAAACGUCAUACCAGGCGACUUAAUCAUAGAACUUCGGCAAAAGCCUCAUUCUUACUUAGUGCGCAAAAACAAUGACUUGUUUAUGAAUUAUGAAUUGGAUUUGAAAACGGCAUUGCUUGGGGGCGAGAUAAUGGUGCCUAAUUUCUUACGCAUGGGUCAAUUUCUCAAAAUUUAUAUAAAUUGUCAUGGACAUCAAUCAAUCAACAGUGAAAAAGUACAAGAAGGGGAAGUUGUGGGUACCAUCAACACUAAUGAGCCUAAGUUGAUUCAUGGAUUGGGUAUGCCGAUAAACACUGAUAUAUUAUACAACGAAGGCAAAAUUGUUCAACCUAACGAUAAGCAAGAUCCAAAUUAUGUCCAAAAUAUGAUGACAGCCACUAAUAGCUACAACCGGGGAAACUUGUAUAUCAACUUUCAUGUACAAUUGCCAUCACCUGAUGAAUUCUCCGAGACGGAUCUUGCUGAUUUACAGAAAAUUCUACCCGAUAGAUCCACUUAUAUACCUUCGCCAUCUGAUUCGGUAGUUGAAGGGUAUUUAUCGAAUAUUCCCGCGACCAAAAAGAGGAAGCUUAAUGUGAGGAAAUAG